UGGGGUGGGGAGAUGAAGGAUGGGAGGGUGUCAGACAAUCUCACUCGCCGUUUUUUUUUCUCUGUGUGUCCAUAUUACUCCGUCCAUCUUUGGAGCGUAAAGGGAAAAAAGAAGGGGAGCCGACCGAGGGCAUCGCCCCAGCGUGUGAGUAUUGUCGUCAGAAAUAGUGAUGCCUCAGCAGAUAACCACAUGACACUAUAGACUGACACGCAACAGCGAAUGUGAGAGCGAUGGAGAGUUUCAAUGAGCUGCUUCUUAAACUCAGGGAGGUCCAUGAGCGAGAACUUGAGGGGUGGCAGAUGAAGGUGCAAGAAUUGUCCAACAAGAAGGGUUGUGAUACAAAGCGAAUGGAGGAGCUGUUCACAAAGAAUCAACAGAUGAAGGAGCAGCAGCGAAUACUCACUGAAAAUAUCAAGACACUUGAGAACAGCUUCCAUUCUUUUAAUUCCUCCUCAUUUGUUAUUCUUUGCUCGUGCGAUGCAACUCGCAGACUGAGGGCAGGCCUGUGUGACAGAUGCACAGUCACUCAGGAGGUGGCCAAGAGAAGACAGCAGGAGUUUGAAGUCUCUCAGAUGCAGACCAUCCAACACAUCACACUGCUAGCUGGAGAGACUAAUGCCCUAAAAAAGGAAAACAGGAGACUACGAGAUGAGAUUGAUCAUCUCAGAGAAGCAUUAAGCCACACACCUUUGGAGGCAAAACCAAACACCUCCCCUGACCUUUCACCUUUAUCUGGACCUGUGUCUCUCAUCACCAUGGCGACUGGCAGGGCUACCUCCGACCAGCCAGUAGAUGGCAAUGUUGCAGUGAAAACAGACACAAACCAAAUGGCUGAUGAGCCUCCGUCAGAGUUCAGACAGCUCCAAGCAAUAAGCAAGAGCCACUUUGCUCUCUCAACUUUCACUUCACAGCCCUGGAAGACAGAAAGCAGUGUGACACAUGGAGACAGGAGAUCUCACGCCGUGGGAGCCCCGGACCAGGCACCCCCAGUUCCCUCUCAAGCUCUUCAUUUGAGGACGACCAAUGCUGAUGUGAAUCCAACCCGACAUACAAUCAAAGCCCCCGUCCCCUGUCGCCCUCAACCAAUCAAAAGCAGCCCUGUUCCCUUUCCUUGGGCUCUACCCGAAUCUUCUGCCUGGGCUUCACUGGCAAAUUCGGGCACAAACCUGGCGAGGCACCCUUAUCCUAAAUCAAAUCUUCCUCGAUUUCCAAACUUGGUCCCAAGUGGCCAGCACACGAGCCUUUCCAGCAUUCAAGAUCAGGUUUAUGGGACUCAGUGGCACAAAAACAGCAGCUUCCAAGGCCCCAUUAAAGAACCAAUCGUGGUAUUUAGGUUGAAUAAUUUAUCAGAGCAUACAGGGAUUCUGGGUAAGUCUCAGGAGAAGAGGGACACGCAACCAUCCACCACCGAAAGGGUUUCUGGGGAUGGGCUUAGAGAUCUCGGCGAUGGUCCUCUCGAUCUGUCCGACAGAGGAAAGUCGAAACCGAGCCAAACAACGAAACAUGAACCUUCUUUAUUCUCACAAGAGGGAGAGGGUGUAAACAAGAGAACUGACAAGGAAUUGAUGCAGAGUCUUCCCACACCUGGUCAAACUGCAUCGCCUCCCUCGUCUCGAUCCUUGGCGCCAUCCUUACCUCUGGUCACGCAACAACAAGACGUUACGCAACACAAACAGAAGCAGGUGGUAAAAGAGAAUGCGGAGCAGAAAAAAGAGGCCGAUGAAAAGACAGAGCAAAGCAAUGGAAAGAAGGUCCCUGGCCUCACUAUAUCAUUACGUCCAGUAGUCGUGCUGGAGAGUAUGAAUUCUGCUAUUCAAAUGCAAGACGGUUUAUCAACAAAUGGCAAGUCAUCUCCGCCAGCCGUCGAGCCCAAAAACUCGGAGGAGCAGGUGGAGGAAAGGGAGGAGGAUGAGGAGGAAGUGGAGGAAGAAGCAGCAGCGGAGGACGAGGAGGAGGAAAACGUGUCAGAACAGGCAAACAAUCAUGCCUACAAGAGGAAGAAAUUAUUCGUGGACACAGAAAUGGACCAAGACUCAGACACUGACGCAAAAGCAAAGAAGGUCAAGAUCACAGUAAGAGCUCCGGAAAAGAACUCCAGCUGACGGAAGCGGACUGGAGCUCUAUCACAGGAGAUAAAGGAAGAUUGUACCCGCAAUUGGGGAUCCAUAAAGUAGUACAGUACAUUCCGAAGUUUUAAAAGUAGUUUGGGUUGAACUUGAAUUCAUUGGAAACCAUCUCCUAAAUUGCAUGCAAAUGCUGGGGUAGGCUCUUACCGAGCCAGAUUGCCCAAGAAAUCAAAAAAAAAAAAAAAAGGAGACCCAUAAAAGCUAUUUAAAAGCAGUCCUCAAAAGCCAUGCAAAUAACUCCUAAGUGACUAUGAGCAAUAUUGGCCAUGACAACAGAGCACGUCAGUCGCCAAGUGUCUCAAGAGUAAAGCUCUCUGGAGAUACUUGCAAAUCGUUCCCAUGUGACUUACUGUGGCUUGUUUUCUCAAUGCCCGAAAACACUCAUAACACCACAUGUAAUUUAUGCAACACUAUAACGGCAGAGAAAGUUUCACUGGGAGCUGAGUGGUUGCAACGAGGCUUAUAGGGAACAUUUUUCACUUGUCAUUUUCGCUCAUCUGUGUCUAUUAAAUGCACUUAAAUGGUGAAUGGGCUUUUUCGUGUAAAGCACGUUUUUACCCACACGUUACUCUCAAUGCUUUCACAUAGUCUCCUAACUCCCCCAAUGAUGGCACAGCAUCAGGGGCAUCUGUGAGUUUACUAUCUUGCUUUUGGAGACUUUAGUAUUUAUAUCCUACAGUAAUUAUAAUUAAUUAAUUAGAAUAAUUCGAUACCACAUUUGGAUCUGUCGCAACAAAUCGAAAUUUGUUGUAUCGACUCUAUGCUUUGAGACCCCCUUAAAGUCUCAGUACAUACUGUCUUCUUGUUUUUGAAACAUGUUUGGAACUAUUUCACUUUCCUGGCAUUGGUGUCACCACUUUAGAUCAUGAAGUCCCCCUCAUGUUGCCUUUAGAGGCUUAAGGUGGCCCAAUAAAGGGGGGGAAAAAAAUGAGUAAAACAACUUCCUCUUCCUCUUUUUCAUUUUCAACAUGCACAUAUUUUGCAACUACUAAGUUUCCACUUACAGCUGUGACAGCAUCUGUUCAUGCGGAAGGGUGCGUGUGAUAAAACUACAGUUACAAUGUUGGUUUAAUGAUAGACUGCUGCAAUGUCACUGUGGCUGUCGUCCACCUCAACCGGGCUCAGUCUAUUCGCCGUGUCAUUUAUAAUUCCAUAAAAGCAGUCAUUAUUUUUUUGUUCGCUCUAACAUUUGCACUUUUUGAUUUGAAUUUUGUAUUUUUCCGCACUUUGUUUUUAGCCUUUGUGUGAGCGACCCUGAUGCUGUGAUACUGAGCUGGUCGUCCUUCCAAACGCAUGAGCAAACAUGAUGUGGAUGAGUAGUCAAUGGUUUCCUGUUGUAUUUCAGUCAAUUAAAGGUAUAUUGAAAA
Hippocampus zosterae (dwarf seahorse) is the source of this 3493-nucleotide messenger RNA. RefSeq names its product retinoblastoma binding protein 8-like (gene rbbp8nl). Gene Ontology annotation, biological process: double-strand break repair via homologous recombination; DNA double-strand break processing involved in repair via single-strand annealing. Gene Ontology annotation, cellular component: site of double-strand break. Gene Ontology annotation, molecular function: Y-form DNA binding; flap-structured DNA binding; single-stranded DNA binding. The transcript has 15 exons. The record is from RefSeq and is a predicted model, not a curated record. Bases 231 to 2102 code for a protein of 623 amino acids. Lineage: Eukaryota; Metazoa; Chordata; Actinopteri; Syngnathiformes; Syngnathidae.